AUGGCGAUUCACGCACACUUUACCGUUACAGAUUUCAUUGUAUUUUCGUUAACCUUGUUAGCCUCUAUGGGUAUUGGAAUUUUCUAUUCUAGAUCCGGAGGAGCACAACAAAAUAAUAACGAAUAUCUUAUGGCGGGACGAAGUAUGUCUAGUCUUCCUGUAGCGGUAUCUGUUCUGGCUUCUUUCGUGUCCUCCAUCGCUAUUCUGGGAAAUCCAGCUGAGGUGUACACGUAUGGUUUUCAGUACUGGUUUCAAUGUUUUACGAACUUUAUAUCUGUGCCCAUCAUGGCACUGGUUUUUUUACCCGUUUAUUACAAUCUCCAAUUGACAAGCAGUUACGAGGUGAGUGAACCGCCGGUCGUAUCAGCAUAAAACAGUAAAUAUGUUUACAUGUCGUGGCCACAUAUUUCACCAGUCAAGGUCAGUAAAUAUGUAUUUUGCUUUUGUACCAUAUAUAAAGCUAAGGCACAGAACCUUUCUUACCCACAUAUUAGACUAUUUGUGCCACUUUUGUAUUUUAACAAAAAGUACAGCGCUGCGUAUUGAGGGAUCAAUAAUCGUGAAAGCUCGUGGGACAUGACCUGUAAAAUAAAACCAACGGAUGUUACAUAAUCGAAUCAGAUAAUCGAUGCCCAUGCAGUAAGCCAACGCUAUAUUAAAGCACGUUUCUCUUUCUCGUCCCGUGAGGCUUCUUUUUAUUUGAAAUUGGUUUUGAUAUAUUGUAUAUACGUAUACAAAUGGUACUGUUUGCAAGUUAAAACAGCGUAAAUUGCACCCUCUUCAUUCAUCUGAUGAUCUAUCCUAAAUAAUUAUGACAUUUGUGUUGUCACCUGAAUCGAUUUAAGUUCAUUGUUCUCCUUAGAGGCUUUAAAUAAUUUGAAAUGGUUAUGAUAUGAUGUAUUUUAUAAUUUUGAUUAUACAAAUAAUGAACGGUUUCGUUAGGUAAACAAGAACAAAUUGGUCCCUGAUCUUAACCUUAUUAUUUAUGACAUUUGUGUAGUCAUCUAAAUGAAUUGAGGUGUCUCAGAAAGGACUAUGGAGUAAAAAAGAACUUUUUUGUUAUAUUUGUUGUGUACUCUAACUUCUGGCAGGGCUGGGGGAGGGGGGGUGGGGUAGAGGGGAGUGGGUGGAGGGGGUUAUCACUACAGUGGUCUAAAUGGGUGGGCUCCACCCAAAAGUGGUACCUUUUUCAGGUAUGGAUUUCACAAGUUGUAGUAUAUGAAAGGGAAGGGAAAUCUGUGAUUUAGUUAUUUAAAUUAUAUAAUUUAUGGCAUCAAAGCAUUAAAGAAUACAUGAAACAGGAACUCCUUUCCUUUAGAACAGGUGGAAAAAACUUUUAUCUCUGUAUGAAUUAACUAUUGUACAAAGAUUUAUAAUUUGUACUCUAACUUACCAGUAUAAUAUAGCAUUUUGAAUUCUAAUAAUACUUGUCUGGUUAAUUUUCCAGUAUUUAGAGAGAAGAUUCUCCUUCAGUGUGCGUAUGUUAGGCUCUGUAGUGUUUGUCAUUCAAACAGUAAGUACAUGCAUAGCGAGGAUUUGUUGAUUUUAGAGUAAAAGAAUGUCUUAAAAGAUUCAGAUUUUCUCUUUUACUUAGAGGUAGUCUCUCUUCCAUCACACCUGAUGUGCUAAGAAUGAUAAAUUGGACAUGAAGUAAUAGUUUUGACAAUAUAUUUCUUUGAACAAAUUCUAAAUCAUUUUGUUGAAUUAACAGGUGUUAUACACAGCUAUCGUAUUGUAUGGCCCUUCUCUUACAUUGGAAUCAGGUAAGCAUUGAAGAUAAACUGUUGCUGAGCUUCAAUGCAUAUUGAUUGGUUAAUUGGUGGAUUGAUUGAUUGAUUGAUUGAUUGAUUGACAUUGAGAGAUGAUAUACUUUUUUGUUCUCUGGCUUGAAUUGUGCUGCAAACCUAUCAAAACAGCACUUUGAAAUAAGUUACUUAUUUAUUGUAGUUUACCAGGAGGAACAAAAAGCAACAUUUUAACCUUACAACUGAAGCUGUUAGUCAAACAUAGUCAAACAUCCUAUAAUGGACUCUCCUUUACUAUGGACAGUUCUUUUGGUGGCAAAGAUGCCAUAACUCAUACACCUCUGACCUCUGUGAUUAAAGACACCUCAAAAAUGCAGUUACUUUGCUGUCUCUCUUUGGUAUCCAAGUUACUGGUCAAAAUUAAAUUCAGUUUAAAAAAUUUUUAACCGUGGUUGAUUCUAAAUAUCCUUUGUCUUCUAGCCCUAAUUUUCUAUGAAGUAGGGAAACCUAGGAUAAAAAAAGUUUAACCCGAAUAAUAAUUAUUUAUACUUUUGACCUGUAACAACCAUAUUAAGGAGAUUUCACGGUUUAAAUGUAAUUUACUGCUUAAAGUGUUAAUUCGUGACUUUUAUUAAUAUUAUUUCUCUGUCUUUAGUGACAGGCUUCCCAUUAUGGUUAUCCACAGUCGUAACUGGACUUGUCUGCACUUUCUACACCACUGUGGUAAAUAAUUCAAAAACGCAUUAAAAAUAGCUGUAGCAAAAUAGCUGUACUGUAUAUGUUCAGCUUUAGACGUUCACAGUGUACUUACAAAUGCAAGGUUAGCACAGAUGACCGAAUUAUUUGCAAAAAUGUAUUUAAAAAAAGUUCAGUUUAAGAUAACUUUGUUUUAAUCUCUAGGUGUUGAUGUCUCUUUUUAUCUUACUUGAUUAUAUUUAUUUCAUUUGAAAAUGAUAGUUUUUAAUUUUUUCAGGGUGGAAUGAAAGCCGUAAUUUGGACUGAUGUGUUUCAAGGAGUUGUGAUGUUAGCUGGUCUAACAACAAUCAUUAUAGUUGGAACUGUAAAGGUUGGCAGUCUAAGUGCUGUGUUUGAUACAGCUUACAAGGGACACAGACUUGAUGUUGAGUAAGUUUGAUAACACAAUUAAAUUACAUGUACAAAUUCUGUGAUGUUAUUUUUUUAGGCUCCGUGUGCCUGUCUCUGGGAAAGUUGAAAAUGUAAUCUAGAUUGUGUGUGUUUGCAGUUUCUCAUUAGAUCCAACCCACCGAAGUACUUUCUGGGCAUUUUUGAUUGGUGGUAUAUUUCAGAUGCUUCCUGUUUAUGCAACCAAUCAGACUGCUGUCCAAAGAUUUUUGACUUCCAGAUCUUUUAAAUCUGCACAAAGGUAAAUUUCCCUGUUGAUAGAAUGAAUCGAUAUAAAUAAUAAAUAUUAUUUUUGUUGUAAUAAUUUACAGGAACAAGAAGUCUGUGUGUAAAUUCAGAUGUAUUUCAGCUGUCUUCGACCUCUCUCUCUCUCUCUUUUUAGUAUAGGGAGGCAACAGUCAGAGAUACAUAAGAUGCACUUAUAGGCGAAAACAAGGUGUACACAGCCUGCAGUUAAUGUUGUUAUGGUCAAAAUUUGUGUGUCCUUAACAGUAGGGAAUUUUUUAAUUUUUUUUUAGAGCUGUGUGGAUGAAUAUACCACUUAACAUUUUCAGCACAACUCUGACAGUUUUAACAGGCCUAGUCAUCUAUGCAUUUUAUUCCUCAUGUGACCCUCUAACCACAAAGGAAAUAAACACAGAUGAUGAGGUACAGUUUAGUCAUGAUUACUCUUGAAAAUAAUUUAUAAUAGCAAUAAUAAAUUAACAAGCAUUUUGCUUGACUCAGUCAUGUGAUUGUAUAGAAUUGUUUACCAGGGCUGAGUUGCUCAAAGCAUGGUUAGCUUUAACCAUUGGUUAAGCAGUAUCAAAACCAUUACGUUGUCAAGGUAUUAAACGCUGGUUAACGCUAACCAUGCUUCGAGCAACUGGGCCCAAGGUGUUAUGUCAUUAGUACUUACAGGUAUCACAUGACUGUUUUCGCUUUAGAUCUUACCAUACUUUGUGAUAGAAGUACUUGGCAAAUUUCAUGGUAUUCCUGGAGUGUUUGUAGCCUGCUUGUUUUGUGGUACCUUGAGGUGAUCUAUAAGUUUGUUGUUAGCACAGAUAAUUUUCUCAUCUCUCAUUGGCAUUAUAAAUGCCCUGGCCUUGAUAUUUUUCAUUCAUUUUUGUGUCCUUUUUCAUUUACUCAGUACUGUGGCAUCAGGACUUAAUGCCCUGGCAGCAGUCACAGUGGAAGACUUUGCUCCUUUGGUGGUGCGACAUAUUCCAACUGAAAGAGAAACAUUAGUAUCCAAGUUACUAGGUAUGUAAUAGGCAUAUUUCAAUAUUGUGAUAAUUUAUCUGUUUCAUGCCACUGGGAUCAAUGGCCAAAACUUAAGACCAAGUGACAUAAUUGCAGAGAAUGUUUCAUUUCACUGGUCACACCAUAGGAUUUCAUCUUAAACUUAAAAGUUAAAACUAUCAUUUCAAUUUCACUGAAUUGACAAAUGAUUGAAUUAGCUAGAGUGGCUGAUAACACCAUCCACAUGCUAGAAUACAAAUGUCCAAAAAGGCAUCUUUGGGUGUGCAGCUUAUUGGUUUUAGGAACAAGAUAAGUUUUUCGUGACCUACAGAACAGGCAUUACUCUUUUGCUGCACAAAUCUCCACUUUCUUUCUCCAAGACUUUUUUAAUCACUGAUUUAAUAAACAUUUCAUCUCAGUUCCCCUAGCCCUUUUUACAGUCAUUUCUUUUAAUGUACAAAUAUAUUUUCAGUGUGUGUUUAUGGAUUUGUUUCUCUUGGCUUGGCUUUUCUGGUCUCAAAAUUUGGAAUGAUUUUACAGGUAAGCUCUAAAAUUGCAUAGCAGCAGGUGUAAAUAAUUUUGCAGGCCUGCAAAAAAAAUGUCAGUCAAUAGACAUAAAAAUUAUUGAAAUAAACUUUAGUUAAAUUGGCAAAAAAUGAAUGUUAACCUCAUAAUAGCUUGUAGACUUGAACUGUGUUUGGGAGUAGGAUAUCAAAAGUUAGGGUGACAUAUCCACCUUAAGCUAAGAUGUAUUUAAGUAUUGUCUCCAAAACAUUGUCCAUUGUUAAUAAACAAUACUUAUCAGAUAUCCUGAUGUAAGAAAUGUGCAUAAAUUUGGAAGGUCACUAAGGUCAGUCGAAGAGUCAAAAGUGUACCCCACCCUUCUAAAGAGAAGUUUUGUAAUUAGAGAUAACUAUGGACAUUAUCUGUUGUAAAACUUGCUCAUUCAAUCUCCCAGGCUUGUGAUAUAACUUACCCUCCUUUAUAGAGUUCUGCUAGUUUCUAGUUCCACCAGCUAAAAUUUUUUUUCUAAGAGGUUUGGAUGCCUGUUGAUUUGCUGGAACUUGAUAACAUAAUUAUUCAUCUCGGUUUUUCUUUUUAUUGUUUGCAGAUGAGUGCUACCAUGUUUGGUACUACAGGUGGCCCAAUGUUGGCUCUAUUUUCUCUUGGAAUGUUAACAACCCGUGCUAAUUCUAAGGGUGUGUGGAUUGGAGUUGUUAUUGGCUUUUGGACUGUCACAUGGAUCAGUAUAGGAGCGCUAGUGCAUCCUCCUAGAUACCCAACACAACCCAUGUCAAUAACAGGCUGCCCAAGCAAUGUAACAAACUUCAAUAUGUCAUCACUAAACCCUGCAAGAUCGUAUGUUUCCUUGUGCAUUAAUUUUAACUAAAGUUAAAAGAUGGUUCUUUUUGGUUUUGAAUGAUUAAAUAAAUUUUAUCUUUUAACCCAUUAUAAGAGUGAUCAGCAUCAAUUUUCUCCUUGUAAUAUCAAUGCUUUGUAAAACAGAGUGGUCAUGAGAAUUACUGACAUGAUCUCGCAAGAUGAAUUUCCUUGAUAUUUUAUGAACUUCUCCCCACUACUUCUGUAGGAAAUGAAUAGGGGCAACAAAUGAGAAUUCAGUUCUUGAUCUUAGGGGUUAAAGGGUUAAUUGCCAGCAGCAUGCAAGAGCAAUAAUAUUAUCCACUGAAAAAUUGUGCAAGAGAAAAAGCCCCAUUAGGGGCUGAUCACUCAUCUUUCUUUUACUACCAUUAAGGGAUUUUUGCAACACAUUAUUAAUAGUUUGUCCAGCACUGUGAUCUUUACUGUCCUUUUCAGAAACUUAGCGUAGAGGUAACACCUUUAACAAAGCUCCAAAACACAAAACAAAACUGUCUGUAAUAGAAACACAACCAUAUUAAAUACUGUAAUGCCAUAUAAGCACACACCUGUAACAGAGAUUGACCUUGUAAACAAGUUGUUUAUUUACCAUUUUACCCUCAGUGUUGAGCCUCAUUCUGUUUAUGCCAUCUCGUUCUUCUGGUAUGGAAUUCUUGGAUUUUUCAUCACUUAUAUCAUUGGUUAUUUUGCCAGUCUUAUAUUCAGUGAGUAUCUCAGAAGUAUCACGUUGGUUUGUGCUACGCAGUGGAACCUUGAUAUACGAACCACCUUAGCCCUUCUUUAUAUCGAGGUUCCACUGUAUUACUUAUACUUAAUAAUAUUGUUUCACCAGCUCAGUCAGAAGUUAUCAUGAAGAGUCAAGUUUUCUCAGGUUGUCUAACUUUCAAUCUGUCACCAAACUGAACUCACCUACAAUCAGGGAAAGCAGAUGUAUUUCCUGCUGUCACCUCUGAUGACCAGAAAUAUGUCUGCCUCCACAAGCUACACUCUCCCAGACAGUAACCAUUUAGUUUUUCUUUACAGCAAAACAUGAAACACACAGCAUAGACCCUGCCUUGCUGUUUGACUAUGGUACAAUAACAGCUUGCUGGAGGCGAUUAAAGAGAGGUGGCAUCAGCUCCCCUGGGGUAAUUAUCUUUUUUUAUUUCAUUACUAUUGUUCAUACUGCCCAUUUAUAUACCAAGGUGAAAUAGUGAAUGUUUUGUUAAACUGGAAGUGCACCUGGCUACCCUAGCCUGUUUACAGGCACACCACUCAAAUAUUUUGAAACAGAUAACACAAAUAAGACCUAACGACAUUAAAAACGGUUACCCUAACUGGCAGAAGGUAACCAGUUGGCUAUUUUCAAGUAUGGGUGGGGAUCGGAUUUUGGAACCCAGUGGGUGGAGCAGGACUCAAACGCAGGACUGCCAGUUUGUGGGUUCAACAUGGUGACCACUUGGCCAUGCUGUCUCCUCCUUGUAACUGAAUCAGGGAUCAAGUUUUCUCAAAAGACUCUGCAGUUUUAAUUAAACUCCUUUUCCUCACCUAUUUUGUCCCAUUUACAGAAAGAACAAGAACAGAGCCCACAGGCUAUGACUGACUGAAUGACUGACAGGAGACUGUAGAGCAAAUGACUGGCAAGAGUGACAGACAGACUCACCAACAUACCCAGACAAUAACUGAGCACCCUUUCACAGCAGAAACAUUAUAAUCAUACCCAGACUUUGCCAACGUCACUUGAUUAUUAACACCCCAUGAUAGUUUCCAUCUGAACAAAAGCUACUAUUUUGUUUAAAACCCUGUUAAUUCCUUCUUUAAUCGACCAACAACCACCUUUUGACUAUAAUGACAAAUGUACAUAAUUAUGAAAUUUUCGUUAUGCUCUGCUUCUCAUUCAUUGACCCUGUUUUGUUAGCUUUAUACCUAAAGUUGAGAGUAACUGGAAACUGUAUGAACACAUUUGCAAGAAAGCUGUAUUGCCCUUUGUCAUUUUUCUUUCAGUUUAAGAUUUUUCAACCAACCAAGAUUCUGACAAUCAGGAGCUUUUCAAACUUGAUAAAACUAAGCAUAAGAAGUUAACUGCUAUGAAAUUUAACAUUUUCUAAUCCCACCAUUAUCACUUUUUCCAUGAUAACAGUAUUCAUUCCCACUACAAGACUUAAAUCAGGUCAGUGCUCACUUAAAAUAGGGACAUCAAAAUUUAUCAAGAACACUACACUAUUUUUUUAGAUUUACAGUAUCACAGGAUGAUAAUGCACUCAGUCAACCCUUAACUCAAAGAUUUCAUCUUUUUGACAACUCAAUACAAAAUUGAGCACUUGAAAGUCAAAAAGGGACAAAUUUUCUGGCUGUUGCACAACUAUAGCAUCCAGCAGUAUUUGGCAGGGGGGUGGGCACAUAUCCUGAAGAGUGACUGGUAAUCAAGUCUAUCAGUAAGGCAGGAAGAUUUUACUAUGGCAAAAAAUGGCAACACAAAAGUUUUGAAUUUUUUGCUGGAGUGUUAAAUGCAGUUUAACAUAAUUUAACGUCAUUAACAACAACUGAAGGAGUACCAUCUCACAUCUCAUCCCCCCCCUUCUCAGACAUGCAUUUCCACCAGCUGACACAGUUAUAUAAUAACAAUAUAAACCCCUGCAAACUACACACACACCACCUGUCUGCUCUUGUGUCUCCAAGGACAACAAUAAAUUUUUUGGAUAUUAGCAUAAGAUGGUGAAUUAAAUCUAACAUAUUCUGGAGAGUAUGAGAUUGUUGUUGUGUUGGUUGUAGGAGUGUGCCCCGUUUAUCACAAAUGAAGAAGAUGACAGUGUUCAAGAAAGCUAAACAAAGAAAAGACAGUAAACGCUAGGAAUGAGUUUAUGAAAAAUAUGCUAAAGUAAAGUUUAUAUCAUACACUGUAAUGUCAGAGAGGAGCUAUUGGUUCUUUGUAUAGUGAAAACAAGUUAAAAUUAAAACUUAAUUAUAAAGAAAAAAAAAAUGGAGAUGAUAAACCAACUAGAACUUAAAGCAGGGUUCAUACAAAAAAUUGCAACCAUUUUUCAAGGACUUUUCAAGGACUUUUCAAGGACCACAUUAGAUUUUCAAGGACAACCUACUAGGAAUAUAAUUUCACAGAUUGUACAAAAAUGCAUAUUCCCAGUAUUCUAAUAAGACUUUAAGGCUUUAACUGUUUGCUUUACCAACUAUUCUACAUUUUUCAGUUCACUUGUCUUAAACUGAUAGUUAAUUAUUGCAUAAAACAUGGAGCACUUUAUGUAAAUGACCUUUACAUUCACUGAGCUACGAUUUAUAUUCUGUCUUGGACAACCAAAAAGCAUCAAAAAAUUCUUUCGAGGCUACUACAUUCAAAGUUGAAGAAAAUUCAACUCUUUUCAAGGACUUGCACAGAAAUUUAAGGACUUUUCAAGGAAAAAUGGAAUUCAAGGACUUUUCAAGGACUUCCCCUAAAAUUCAAGGACUUUUCAAGACUGUGCGAACCCUGUAAAGUUUAUAUAAAGUUUAUUUUAUGUGUGUUUUAACAACGUUUUGAAAUCGUGUAGUUGUAUAGUAACAUUUUUAUUCUAAGUCUUUCUUUGUGCAUAUUAUCAGACGUGAUGUCACUAACUCAGUAUGCAAUUUUCAAGUUGCCCCAAACGUCUUUUUUAAAACAAUGCCUAGAGCAAAAUCUU
Porites lobata is the source of this 9136-nucleotide messenger RNA. The record is from the annotation of a GenBank genome assembly. Lineage: Eukaryota; Metazoa; Cnidaria; Anthozoa; Scleractinia; Poritidae.